AUGAACAUUUUCAGAUCUGUUAUGCGGAAGCAGGAGAUGGCUUCGAAUCCCGCUGCCGACGACACCUGCUGCGCAAUAUGUUACGAAAAAGUAGGCGAGGCUAAGGAGGAGGGCGACAAGGAGGUCUGGCGAUAUCUCCCCUGCGGCCACCGCUUUGGUGGCGACUGCAUACAACACUGGCUUGGCGUCGCCAGCGUCGACGAGCCGCACUGCCCUUGGUGUAGGGUGAGCAUGCGGUGCGACUGUGGACAUCCCGUGGUGCCGACGACCAAGCCGACGCGCAAUUACAUGUACUGGGGCUGGAUGCCGUGCGAGAUAUGUCACACGCAACUACAACGUACUCGCAAGACAUCCAAAUACUUUCGCGGUCAGCUUCUACCGCGGCUCAACUCUCUCAUCCACUCGCUCGACCACAACAUGGCGUCCAUCCCUCAAGAGGUGCCCAAGGAACAGGAAGAAACACCAACAAAAGAGCCUUGGGAGGACCGAGAGGUAUGGAGGAGGAAGUGGACCGAGUACUUUAUCCAAGACGAUCGGAAAGCUUCUGGGUCGAAAUCGCCAAAGAAAUGA
Colletotrichum acutatum is the source of this 570-nucleotide messenger RNA. RefSeq lists its product as uncharacterized. The coding region runs from base 1 to 570 and encodes 189 amino acids. The record is from RefSeq and is a predicted model, not a curated record. NCBI's taxonomy places the organism in Eukaryota, Fungi, Ascomycota, Sordariomycetes, Glomerellales, Glomerellaceae. The transcript has a single exon.